AUGAAUCAAUGUUUUGCUCAAAUUCCACAAAUCAAAGGUGUCAUUUUUGUGAUGGAUGGUAUGCUAAAAGAUGCAAAUUCGGUGAAUGAUCAUAAAAUAAUUGGAUUAUUUGUUCUAUGGGAUGAGAUGUAUAUGAAAAGUUGUGAAGAACCAACAGAAAGUUCCUUGGCUGAAUUUAAAGUAAAAAAAUCAUCUAAAUUAUUUCACUCUAAUCUUCAAUUAUCUAAACUGCAUUCAUGGCUUUUUCACAUCAAUGAAACAAUUAGACAAUUUGAUCUCUCAAUG
Entrophospora sp. SA101 is the source of this 285-nucleotide messenger RNA. NCBI's taxonomy places the organism in Eukaryota, Fungi, Glomeromycota, Glomeromycetes, Entrophosporales, Entrophosporaceae. The record is from the annotation of a GenBank genome assembly.